AGGCCAUCCGUCCGCUGCAAUCCUUUCAAAGAACGCAUUCUGAUCAAAAUAAAUCUUCAUUCGUUCUAACAUUCCCUGUUUCCGCCGGCCUUGAUGCAGUUAGACUCUUCAGCAGCAACCCCUGACGUCGGCAUCUAACGCUUGCCCUUUGGCCCCUGGAUCAGUGCCCACCGGAGCUGUAAACGACAGACCUUGGCAUGGAACUCCUUCCUUCCUUACGACAUGGGCCUAAGAGAGCUCAUAAGAAGGUUCGAACGGGAUGUAUUGCCUGUAAGACGAGGCACGUAAAAUGUGAUGAGCGAAGACCGCAAUGUAGCCAAUGCACCAAGCAAGCUAUUGCCUGCAGUUUCCUUUCAAAGGAACUAUGUCCUCCCACAGAGACUACGACACCAAAUCUGUCUCAUAGUCUUUCCUUCAGGGACGGAGCACUUGAUCUCAAUAUGCUUGAUCUCGAACUCAUACAUCACUGGACACUCUAUACAUAUGAUAGCUUGACAGUCAGCCCUGUGAUCAGGACUUUCUGGCUGAGAAAUGCGGCGCAAAUCGGGUUCCGCUGUGACUUCGUCAUGCGGAGCUUAUUGGCCCUGUCUGCCGUUCACCUAGCAACUCUGAACCCAGCGCGAGAAGAAGCCCUCUUUCGACAUGCACUGAAGCAUCACAACACAUCGACAGCGGCGACUAUUGCAUCAAUACACCAUAUAGAUCAAGUGGAAGAUGUCGCCAUGCGAGAAAACCUUUUCCUAUACUCAAUGUUCAUCAUGUUUUAUAUCAUCUCACAGACGGAACACCCCCAAGAUGCCUUCUUUGGCCGUCCGAGUCGGAAAGAAACAUCAUCCCCGGACUGGAUGGUAUUCUUCCACGGAUCAAGGUCAAUCGCGCUGGCGUCAAUGGCACUGCACACCACGACCAGUCUAACCCAUCCAGUGAUUGGCUAUACGAUGGGAAUGCUCGCAGAUCGUGAGAGGACAUCAAAGAAGCAAUACCUCAGCACCUUGCUUGCCCGCAUAAAAGAAGUCGAUUCGAACGAACAUUACGAAACGUAUCUGCAUGCCGCGGAAGAGCUUGAAGCAACCUUUGCGGUCCUGGCCGAGUUCCCAGAAAGCAGAGAUAUUUUCCACGGGUUCCUCUGGAUCAGCAACGUAUCGGACCACAGGGGAGAUCUGAUCGCCUUGAUCCAGGGUCGUCAUGCGUCACAGGAAGCGUUGGUUGUGUACACGUACUUUUGCAAGAUGAUCCAAAGGCUUCCGGCAAGAUGGUGGUCCGAAAAAUGGGUUCGGGGGCUCAAGGAUGGUGCACUUGCCUCCCUCGAUGAAGAGCAUCGAGCUUGGGUCGUUGAAUUGCCAAGUUGGACCUGAUUCGUCUUCAAGCACACCUCAGGCGCACAGCUUUAUCAAAUCGCCUCGGCCAUUAGGAAGCACCCGCAGACGUGCCGGUAUAAUCUCCAUAAUCCCGGAGGUUGACUCGUGCUUUACAAGCACCCAUGUUCACCCGAAUGGUUCACGGACAGCGCUGACAUCCAACCGAUGACAACCCUUUCGUAUGCAAAUGGCGUAAGCUGGAAAGCAACGUAGAUCCUAGUGCCGAAAUGUCGGAGAAUAAGCACCAUGCAUUAGAUGAAAUGCAUCGACUCUCAUUAGCGGAACGCUACAAUGGAUUUCGCGCGAUAGGUCGGGAGCCGUUAAGACAGGAUCCACCGCUCGGGAAACGGCCCCCGGCUGGGAAACUGGGACCCGAGAUCCGGGGAGAUCGGCGGGCCGGGCUACGUCGCGCAACCGAGCCGGAGCCAGGGGCCGGACUCAUAAGAGAGCAUUGUACUUUUAAGCCGUCGUUCGGCGGACGAC
Colletotrichum acutatum is the source of this 1841-nucleotide messenger RNA. Its product is annotated as C6 zinc finger protein. The coding region runs from base 198 to 1355 and encodes 385 amino acids. Gene Ontology annotation, molecular function: DNA-binding transcription activator activity, RNA polymerase II-specific; zinc ion binding. The record is from RefSeq and is a predicted model, not a curated record. The transcript is spliced from 3 exons. Gene Ontology annotation, biological process: regulation of transcription by RNA polymerase II. NCBI's taxonomy places the organism in Eukaryota, Fungi, Ascomycota, Sordariomycetes, Glomerellales, Glomerellaceae.